Molecule: messenger RNA, 2139 nt
Organism: Otolemur garnettii (small-eared galago)
Lineage: Eukaryota; Metazoa; Chordata; Mammalia; Primates; Galagidae
Gene: MEP1B
Product: meprin A subunit beta
Exons: 16
Coding region: 1-2139 (712 amino acids)
Biological process (GO): proteolysis
Cellular component (GO): membrane
Molecular function (GO): metalloendopeptidase activity; zinc ion binding; protein binding
Source: RefSeq, a predicted model, not a curated record
AUGGAUUCACGGCAUCAUCUGUCUUGGUUUCUGUUCUUUAACACUCUUCUUGUGAUUUCUGGCUUGCCAACUCCAGACAACUUCGACAUAGAUGGUGGAAUUGACCGGGAUAUAUUUGAUAUCAAUGAAGAUUUGGGACUAGAUCUUUUUGAGGGAGAUAUCAGACUUGAUGGGGUACAAGUGAGAAAUUCCAUCAUUGGAGAAAAUUAUAGAUGGCCUCAUACCAUUCCUUAUGUUCUAGAAGAUAGCUUGGAAAUAAAUGCUAAGGGAGUCAUCCUCAAUGCAUUUGAACGCUAUCGCCUAAAAACAUGUAUUGACUUCAAGCCUUGGACUGGAGAAGCUAACUAUAUAUCAGUGAUCAAGGGCAGUGGCUGCUGGUCUUCAGUAGGAAAUAGGCAUGUUGGGAGGCAAGAACUUUCCAUCGGAGCGAACUGUGACCGAAUAGCAACAGUUCAGCACGAGUUCCUCCAUGCGCUGGGAUUCUGGCACGAGCAGUCACGUUCUGAUCGCGAUGACUACGUCAGCAUAGUGUGGGACAGAAUUCAGUCAGGCAGAGAGCACAAUUUUAACACCUAUAGUGACCAACUAUCAGAUUCCCUGAAUGUUCCCUAUGAUUACACUUCCGUAAUGCACUACAGUAAAACAGCGUUCCAGAAUGGGACAGAGCCCACCAUUGUGACGAGAAUCUCAGAUUUUGAGGAUGUGAUCGGCCAACGAAUGGAUUUCAGUGACUAUGAUCUCUUAAAGUUGAACCGGCUGUAUAACUGCUCCUCUUCGUUGAGUUUUAUGGACUCGUGCAAUUUUGAACUGGAAAAUGUGUGUGGUAUGAUCCAAAGUUCAGGAGAUAGUGCUGACUGGCAACGGGUUUCACAGAUUCCCAGCGGGCCAGACAGCGAUCACUCCAACAUGGGCCAGUGUGAAGGUUCUGGCUUCUUCAUGCAUUUCAACAGUAGCUCUGUGAAUGUGGGGGCCACAGCAGUGCUGGAAAGUAGAGUGCUGUACCCUAAAAGAGGGUUCCAGUGCUUGCAGUUUUAUGUAUACAACAGUGGAAGUGAAAGUGACCAACUGAACAUCUACAUCAGGGAGUAUUCUGCAGACAGUGUGAAUAGUAGUUUAACUUUGGUGGAAGAGAUAAAAGGAAUACCCAGUGGGAACUGGCAACUUUACUAUGUUACACUGAAAGUGACCAACAAGUUUAGAGUUGUGUUUGAAGGACGCAGAGGCUCUGGUGCAUCGUUGGGUGGUCUGUCCAUUGAUGACAUCAAUCUUUCGGAAACACAGUGCCCUCAUCAUGUCUGGCAUAUAAGGAAUUUCACACAGUUCAUUGAGAGCCCAAAUGCAACUCUGUAUAGCCCUCCAUUUUAUUCUUCUAAAGGUUAUGCCUUUCAGAUUCACUUGGAUCUAAGCCAGUUGACUAAUGUGGGCAUAUAUUUCCACUUGAUCUCUGGAGCCAAUGAUGAUCAAUUACAGUGGCCGUGUCCUUGGCAACAAGCCACAAUGACACUCUUGGAUCAAAAUCCUGACAUUCGACAGCGUAUGUCCAACCAGCGGAGUAUAACCACAGACCCAUUCAUGACCACCGAUAAUGGAAACUAUUUUUGGGACAGGCCUUCCAAAGUAGGAGAAGUGGCUCUUUUCCCUAAUGGAACCGAGUUUAGAAGAAAUAGAGGCUAUGGAACCAGUGCCUUUAUAACCCACGAAAGGCUGAAAAGCAGAGAUUUUAUAAAAGGAAAUGAUGUUUUUAUUCUCCUGACAGUGGAAGACAUAUCACACCUCAAUUCUACACAAGUCCAGCCAAUGCCAACAACUCCUAGACCACCAAUGCCACCAACUCCUAGCCACGUCGAAGACCUCUGCUCACAAAUCCGCUGUGAGAAUGAUGGCAUCUGUGCUGUUCGAGAUGACAAAGCUGAAUGCAGGUGCCAGGCAGGGGAAGACUGGUGGUACAUGGGAGAAAGGUGUGAAAAGAGGGGCUCCACCCGUGACACCAUCGUCAUUGCCGCUUCUUCCACUGCUGCUGUGUUCGCUGCGAUGCUGAUUGUCACCCUUGUUAGUGUCUAUUGUACCAAGAAGAAAUAUCGUAAAAGGACAAGUUCAAAAACAGAAGCUGUGACUCUGGAAAACCGCGAUGCUCUUUGA